AUGUCUCCUUCUAUUUUUAAUGACAAGUUUCAACAUCAUUUGUCACGAGAAGCCAGAGCUCGUGGAAAAGGACCCUUUCAAAUGUUGGAUCGCAUAAAGUGCAACACAGAUAUCGAUUUAAUAUCGUUUUCUGGUGGGAUUCCCCAUCCUAGUAAAUUUGCUCUUCGAAGGCUUUCAGUGCGUUUCCCAGAGCUCGGCUGCUUUCAUGAGGGCGCCGGAAAUAGUUACCCUAAAGAAGCUGAUGUCUCAUAUGACUUAGGAAGAGAUGAGAAUGAAAAUGGGUUAGAUUUUGAGGGAGCUUUACAAUAUGGACAAUGCCAAGGUAUUCCAGAGCUAGUCAACUUCAUAAAGGAGCAUGUCAAACUAGCCCAUUCUCCACCUUACAAGGAAUGGGAAAUUAAAUUGACGAACGGAAACACAAUCGGUCUCGAAUACUGUCUGAGGCUACUUAUUAACUAUGGAGAUCCCGUUCUUAUAGAGAAAUAUACAUACCCUGCUGCUAUAACUGCAAUGUCUCCUCUUGGGGUAAAUUUCAUUUCGAUUGACAUGGAUGGAGAGGGCAUGCUUCCCGAAAGCUUACAAGAAAUUAUGGAAAAUUGGGACCCUUCAAAAGGGUCACGUCCUCGUAUAUUGUAUACGAUUCCAACUGGCCAAAACCCAACUGGCAGCACUUUAUCCAUUGAUCGGAGAAAAAAAAUCAUGGUAUUAGCUCAAAAAUACGACAUCAUCAUUAUUGAAGAUGAGCCGUAUUACUUUUUGCAAAUGGACAGUUAUAAUGGAAGUACUUUGGAAGAAGGAAACCAAAAGCAAGAUAGUAUGCAAAACUCUACUGUUUUGUCCUCGUUCGUAAAGAAACUAGUACCAUCCUUUUUGAAACUUGACGUGGAAGGUCGGGUUUUGCGAAUUGAUUCUUUUUCAAAACUGAUUGCUCCAGGAAGCCGAUUAGGAUGGAUUACUGGUAACCAACUUUUCAUUGACCGCAUUACACGAGCUGCGGAGGUAUCGACGGAAAGCCCUUCAGGUAUCUCUCAAGUCACUUUGUUUGCCAUCUUAAAUCAUUGGAAACAAGAAGGAUUCUUCCUGUGGUUGCAAGAGUUACAACGUACUUACACUAUCCGCCGAAAUGCUUUGCUUGAAUCCGCAAAUAAACACCUUCCAAAAAGUAUAUGCUCUUAUAAAGCUCCAAAGGCUGGUCUGUUCUUAUGGGUUGAGAUUAAUAAAGAUCGUUAUCUUUUUGACAGUAAAAACAAGUCUGUUUCUGAUAUUGAAUUGGAAAUCUUCGAGGCACUUUUGCAAAAGGGAGUGAAACCCAUUUGUGGACAGUUAUUUAUGGCUUAUCCCGAUAAAAACGAUCAAAUUUUUUUUCGGUUUGCCUAUUCCAUUGCCCCUGUUGAUAAAUUUGAAAUGGGACUGCAAAGGUUCGCUUCAACUCUAAAAGACUAUUUUAAAUUUGAUGAAAAAGAAUUACAAGCUAUAUCAUAG
Schizosaccharomyces osmophilus is the source of this 1482-nucleotide messenger RNA. RefSeq names its product aromatic aminotransferase. The record is from RefSeq and is a predicted model, not a curated record. The transcript has a single exon. NCBI's taxonomy places the organism in Eukaryota, Fungi, Ascomycota, Schizosaccharomycetes, Schizosaccharomycetales, Schizosaccharomycetaceae. Gene Ontology annotation, biological process: aromatic amino acid catabolic process; L-tyrosine biosynthetic process. Gene Ontology annotation, molecular function: pyridoxal phosphate binding; L-2-aminoadipate:2-oxoglutarate transaminase activity; aromatic-amino-acid:2-oxoglutarate transaminase activity. Bases 1 to 1482 code for a protein of 493 amino acids.